This is a messenger RNA of Larimichthys crocea (large yellow croaker), 2273 nucleotides long. RefSeq names its product glutamate-cysteine ligase, modifier subunit (gene gclm). Lineage: Eukaryota; Metazoa; Chordata; Actinopteri; Sciaenidae. The coding region runs from base 320 to 1153 and encodes 277 amino acids. Gene Ontology annotation, molecular function: glutamate-cysteine ligase catalytic subunit binding; enzyme regulator activity. Gene Ontology annotation, biological process: glutathione biosynthetic process. The record is from RefSeq and is a predicted model, not a curated record. Gene Ontology annotation, cellular component: glutamate-cysteine ligase complex. The transcript is spliced from 7 exons.
CUUGUGGAGGUUUCCGGUUGCUCCAUGCGAUCCUGACCAGGUUUUACCGGACAGUCACUGACACCUCCGUGUGGGCGUGACCGACCGGCUUAGCUCCACAGCAGCCACUAAGCAGUCCCCAGCCCCGCAGCAGGUCAGUCAACACUGACUGCAAGUCAUCCUGACUGUAUGAUUUUUUAACAGUUGCCGGGGGGGCUGUGGUAUCAUUAUUGUCGGCGAUCCGCUCAUUGAUCAGCAGUGAACAGCAGCCAGCUCGUCGGGCGCAGACACCGGUUUAUAGCACGGCUCGGUAUAGCUCGCUAGCGGAAAAAAAAAGCACAUGGAUCCUCAAAACACCAACACGAACACUGAGGCGGCGAAGAUGUGGCUGAACCACGCUAAGACCCUCCGGCUCCACACCGGGAAUCUAGUCAACAGAAACCGCCUGAAGAAGAAAUGUCCGUCUUCACCCAGCGAGGAGCUUCAAGACUGCAUUCAAGCCACACUGAGCGACUGGUUUUCUACAACAAAACCGCCGUCCAAGGACUUUCCAGAUACACUGGACUGCUCCAUUACCCAGGAAACAGAUGCUAUCACACCUGAAGAGAGGGAGGAGCUGAAGGUUUCGGCCAAGCUCUUCCUGUGCGAGUCAACUCAGUCCUCGAUCAGAGAAGCAGUGGAGCUGGCCUGCCAGACACUGGCUGUGUCCCAGCUCGACUCUGUUAUCAUAGCACCACCUGGGCCUCUAGAGGGCGACAGCCAAACUUUGGCACACCUUCAGCCAGCCUGGGAGGAGCUGGAGGCUCUGGUCAGGAGCCAGAAGAUUGCUGCUAUCGGCACCUCUGACCUGGACAAAGACUUGCUGGAACAGCUCUACAACUGGGCUCAGGUGAGGCCCAGCAGUAACCAGGUCAACCUGGCCUCCUGCUGCGUGAUGCCUCCUGACCUGACAGCCUUCGCGAAGGAGUUUGACAUCCAGCUGCUCACACACAACGAUCCCAAAGAACUGAUGUCAGCAGCCACAUUCCAGGAGGCGGUGCAGGAGGGAACGCAGGACCUGAACAUCACUGACUGGAGGUUGGAGUGGGUCCUGCGCUACUCCAUUAUUGUCAAGAGCAGGGGCAUCAUCAAAGCUAAGGGCUACCUUGUCAGUGCUAUGAAGGCGAGCCCCUAGCACAGAAAAGGAGACACACAGAUGAAGCUAUUGUCCUUCUUUUUCCAUUCACACAUACGACACUCACAACAUGCAAAGUAAUAGCUCUAAAUAACGGAUGCUGCCAGUCACCAUGAGUACUGAAGUCAUUGUUUUAACUUUACAGAUAAGGUUGCAUCUGGAUCAUCUAUGAUUUCCUCAGCUUAACGGGUAUUCAUUAUCACCGUCUCAGUAAGAUCUCAAAAGAUCAACUCCAGGGUCAGUUUGGAGAGAACGGGCUGUGAAAGUGAGAGUUUCAGCAGCGAUGGUGGCUUUUACCAUGACCAGUAAAUUAACAGAUCAGCCAUUUAUCAGCACAAUAGAGGCUGCUUUUAUGGUGGAAAAUGUCAGUUGCUAAACAUUGAUCCAAGGUGAAGGAUAACCUUGUUCUGACUUGAAGUGCCUCUUGUAUUUUGCUCCUUCUAUCCUCAUUCCUGCUUCCACUGUGUCCGUGUGAAUCGAACUUUAAAUACAUCAGUCUGAAUGAAAAGAUUACGAGUAGGUAAGCCAAAAGAAAAAGGUAGAAAAUUAUGUUUUUAAUACAGAACGAUUCCAAAUAUAGUGAAAAAAAGUUUGACUUUAUCCAAGCAGUUAGAUUUUUCCUGCUGUGUGUAUAACACCACAUUCAUUCCUUGGUAGAGUAAAACAACACACUAAUCCAAUUACACAAGAGAUGUUUAUUUUAUGAUGCUGAUUGAAUUUUUACCUGGUAAAGCAGAAAACUGUGUCAGUAUAUAAAACUUUAUUUUAUCAUACAUUUUUUCUAACCAUGUGCUGUAUUUGACGAUUCAUCGAACUGCUUACCUGCCCUGUGCUCAUGAGAUUAACUCGGCGUUAGGGAGAACAGCAAUAUUUUGAGAGUUUUUUACAUGCUUAUGUCCUCUAUAUGCAUUGUUAUUGUUGUCGCACUGGAAACUCCAUGCUAAGGAGAUGACAAUGUGUUAACUCUGAGGAAGGUUUUUAUUUAAGAAUCAUAACUGAUUUUCCAGGCAGGAUCCAGUUAAUCCCAUGGAGACAAAUGAUCUGUUGUACUGUAAACAUAUUUUAAUGUUGUGAUAUAUCUGUAUAUCAUGGAUUGGCUUUAUUAAAAUUAUGAAACAGA